Aspergillus uvarum CBS 121591 is the source of this 1612-nucleotide messenger RNA. RefSeq names its product cyclopropane-fatty-acyl-phospholipid synthase. Gene Ontology annotation, biological process: lipid biosynthetic process. Lineage: Eukaryota; Fungi; Ascomycota; Eurotiomycetes; Eurotiales; Aspergillaceae. The record is from RefSeq and is a predicted model, not a curated record. Bases 94 to 1461 code for a protein of 455 amino acids. The transcript has 7 exons.
UAUCUUGCCUCUUAACCUUUCGGCAAGUUGGUAUUGUCCAAACUUUCGGGUCAACGCAGACUGGUCCGGCAGUAUUCUCCACGAGACACCGAAAUGGAUUUGGGACGUGUGCUCGGCUCGACGGGCAAGCAGUUGUUAGAUAAGGCACAAACUACCCUCAUCUCCUUGGGCACGGCUGCCGUUCCUGUCAGCCUAGUCAGGAACCUUGUCCUAUCGAUUCUGUCUAAUAUCAAAGUCGGGAUCCUGGAGAUUUACUCUCCCGACGGGGGAAAAUGGAGGUUUGGUGAAGGGAACGGAGGACAUAAAGGAAUCAUACAUGUCCAGAGCGAUACAUUCUGGUUCCGAGUCCUUGUAUCGGCAGACCUUGGCUUCGCCGACGCCUUCAUGUUGAAAGAAUUCUCGACCCCAGACCUAAUGGCACUGAUGGAGCUGUUCAUCGAAAACGAAGAGCACCUAUCCAACCUCAGCACCACCCCGUAUCGAGCCGUCUCCGCCAUCUCGGAUGUGCUCUUCCGCACCGUCGACACCGGCACCCUCAAGAACGCCAGUCUGAACAUGGCCGCCGCGUACGACCUCUCCAACGGGAUGUUCGAAGCCUUCCUCUCCCCGGACAUGAGCUACUCCUGCCCGAUCUGGCUGCCCCGAUCGCAUCCGCGGCACGCGGACGACACCCUGGAGGCCGCGCAGAUGCGCAAGCUGGACCAACUGCUGGCGAACGUGCACGCGCAGCCCACAGAUCACCUCUUGGAAUUCGGGACGGGGUGGGGCAGCAUGGCGAUCCGCGCGGCGACGACGAUCGGCUGCCGCGUGACGACCUGCACGCUCUCCGAGAUGCAGUACCAGCGGGCGCAGAAGCGCGUGCGCGCCCUGGGGCUCGAGGAGAAGGUCACGGUGCUGCUGUGUGACUAUCGCCUGCUCCCGGUGCCGGAGGUGCCCUAUGAUAAGAUAGUCGCCGUGGAGAUGAUGGAGGCGAUGGGGGAUCAUGAGCUGCAGACAUUUUGGGAGACAAUAGAUAAGUUCCUCAAGCCAGAUAGCGGUAUCGUCUCGAUUCAGUCGAGUAUUAUGCCGGAGUCGCGAUAUAAGGAUAUGUUCCCCAAGGGCGAGGGGUUCAUUCGUCGUUAUAUCUUCCCCGGGGGUCACUGCCCCAGUAUCACCAGACUGUUGGAAGCAGUGCGAAAUUCCAAUGCUCGACUCGACCUAGACUCUGUGCAGCAAUAUGGCGCCCACUAUGUGAGAUGUCUCAACGAAUGGAGUAGGAAGUUCCAGCACACCUUUCGGGGCAUCAUUGCCCCCCUUCUGCGAGAAAAGUAUCACCUGUCGGAAAACGACGUGGAUGUCUUUUAUCGGAAAUACAUUUACUACUUUGCGUAUGCAGCGGCUGCAUUCGAUACGAAGGUUUUGCACCUCUCCCACGUCACCUUCAGCCGGCCUGGCAACUUGGCGAUGUUGGCAGAGGUUUAGACGGGCUUCUUCGUCUCGGGCCACAUUUACUGUUGGUGUGUUGGGUUUUAUUACAGAGAACUUGACUUUUUGUCCAUAGAGUGAUUAUGUCUCCAGAUAGUUAUGUUCAUAGUUUUGUUGAUAGAUACAUUCGAGUUUUUAUUGUAUUUGU